AUGGUGUACAGAGAGUCGAGAUAUUACUAUUCUGAUCGAUACAGAGGUGAUGGGAGUAGUAGAUAUAACGAUGAUGCUCAUUCUGGCAGACCCAGCAGACCUCGAGGACCUAAUAAUUCUAACUCUAUAAGUCCUACCGAUGAUAUUUCUUUGCUACCUAAUAAUCAGUCUUCUGCUGUGCAGGGUUACCGCGACCUUCAUAAACACGAUUAUUACACACCAAUCAGUCAAAGAUCAUCUACUUAUUCUUUGGAUAUGAGUCGAACCGGCACGGAGGAGAAUUCGACUCUUAGUCAUGAGGUUGAUAGAUAUGAUUAUGACAACAAGUUGUCAAGAAAAGAGUCAUACGAACAAGGAACACCAUUGCCCAAAGAUUACAACUAUACUGACAUCCCAGAGCAGAAUCACUCGUCAAUUAAGAUUGCUGAAGCUGGUCGGCCAUCGAGUCAAUCGGUGAAGAGCUUCAAAUUGGUGAUAAAAAAGCAAGAUGGAAGACCCGCUAACAGUAAUGGUAAACUUCCUCCUUCAGUUCUUGAACCUAUCAAGGCCUUUUCAAGAGACGUUCAUGAUCCUCGACUGAACGGAGAUAUAGGAUAUGAAAAGGGACGUUCCAAAACAUUGCACAAAAAAAUUGAUUCAUUGAUCCCUGUUCAUUAUACCUAUGACAAAAAACAUUCGGUGGGGCCAAAACCGUCCGGAGAAUUGGUGAUAUGGAACUUCCCACCAACUACUUCCAUAAUGAUUAUAAAGAAUUAUUUUAUUCCUUUUGGAGAUGUGAGAGAAGUUCAUGGUGUGGACGAUCCAAGAACCGCUGUGCCUUUAGGUGUCUGCUUACUUUUAUUUGACGGUGAUCCCACUAUAGCUCAUGAAGCGGCAUCAAAGGCUGUUUCUUCCACCAAUAAUAUUCUUUCCGUUGGUGGUCAGGCUAUUAAAUGUGGCGUGAACAUUGGAAACAAACUUUACCAUGAGAUUUUCGACCGAGUAAUGGAGGACAAGAAAGAGAAGGAGAUGAAAGAAGGACGAGAAAUGGAACGAAAAAGAGAUUUGGAGUUGAAAAGGCAAAGAGAAAAAGCAGUUGAACGUAAAGCCCAAAACGUACUUCACAAAGAUCCCGAGAGAGAAUCCAAAGCGGAAAUGACCUCGACUGUGAAUACUAUGAAUGCAGGCCUUAUUAAUCUUUCAAUACAUGACAGACAUAUCAAACCUUUCUCAUCAGCAGAUCUUCCUCCAGGCUUCUUAAAGUUCAUUGCUGGCAGGCCAUUCAUAUGGAUUCCAGACCAGUACGUUAACACACGUAAUGUUGGAUCGUCUACUAUUCGAAAAAUUGUUGCUGCGUACAACUGCGACAGGAUAUUGACGCAUAGAACGGGUUUCUAUGUAGUAUUUGAUAGGUUGGACGAUGCCCAAAAAUGUUUUGAUACAGAGGAUGGGAAAAAAGUUAUGAGAUAUCGCAUGCUUAUGACGUUCUAUGUUCCAGAUGAUAUGAUGUUGCACACUAGAAUUGGUGACGAAAUUAGUGCAGUUGGUCAAUCGAAGGCCUACCUUUUGGGUGAACUAAGAAAUUAUUUAUUGAAGGAUUUGCGGGAAAAGGUCAUUGGACCGAAGGUGUUGAAUAUUAUCGGUACCGAUAGGUAUAGAAGCCAUAUCGAUGCGUACAAGAAGCUAAUAGCGAAGAGAAAGGAAAACGAAAUUAUGAAACAACAAGCAAAGUUAGAGCACGAGAAGGUAGAAGAUGAUAUGAUUAGUAAGUUGCCAAUCGGAUUGGCCCCUGUUAGAGUCAAUCAUCAAUCGGCCGACAUCGCUUCUUUGACAUCUUUCAGAAGAAAGAGAAACGGUAAUAACUCAAAGAUCAUUCAUCGUUUACCUCGCAAAAGAUACAUCACGAAGAGAAAUGCCAUGCCUAUGUCACAUGUCUUAAACGAGUCAGAUGGAGAGGACAAUGAUGAAGAUGACGAAGAUGACGAAGAUGGAGAAGAAGAUGAAGAAUCGGAAGACAUAGAAGCAACAAUCCCAGCUGUGGAGGAUAAAUCCGCAAAGCGCAAACUUGAAGACGUCGUUCAAAUCGGUAAGAGAAGAAAAGUGAAGGACAGUUCAAUAUCCUCUUCCGAGGAGGAGAUGAAGGCCGUUCUUUCUUCACAGCCAACAUCUCCGGAGAACGAGGUCAGUGCAGCAUUGAAAUCCGAGUACUUCGGCGUUGACGAGAGAUAUAGGCCUGUGUUGGGUAGUCCAAUUCCUGUUUGUAAGGACAAAUUAGAUGUAACAUCACCAAAUUUAGAUUGGAUUCAGAAUAUAAUAAGGGAUGACGAGGACCUAAAGUUGUUCCGUACUUUCAGUCAGCAUAUCGCUUCCGCGUCAACGAUAGUCAAGGAUGUUAGAUAUUUGUGUUGGAAGAAGAAGCAUGAAAAAGAGACAGAAGACAAACUAUUAGGGGAUAGCGAGAAAAGGCAAAACGAGGGUCUUUCUGACUUCAUCAAUGAAGUGGUAAAUAACAAUGAGUUGCGCAGUUCCACUGGCUGUUUCAGGACCACAGGCUAUAGAAAAAUUCCCGAUAGACUCAAGACUGACUAUUUACCUUAUCGAAGAAGAAUCAAAAAGCCUUUGAGCACAAUUGAGAACGAGGAUGAUAAUGAUUCUACUGCUCAGUCGAGUAGUGUUCACAGUUCUAGAGUGAAUCGUGCCAUUAGCAGAAGGUUUGCAGCGGGUAUUUCUGCUCAGAAGCAAAUGUUAGGAUCAGAGUCAGACUUAUUGGAAUUGAACCAGUUGCUCAAGAGGCAGAAACCAGUUCAAUUUGCUCGCUCUGCCAUCCAUAAUUGGGGAUUGUACGCUCUCGAACCUAUUGCCGUAAAGGAAAUGAUUAUUGAGUACGUUGGAGAGAGAAUACGUCAGAAAGUGGCUGAAGUAAGAGAGAAGCGAUACCUCAAAUCGGGUAUUGGCUCCUCGUACCUGUUCCGGGUUGAUGACAAUACAGUUAUUGAUGCAUCUAAGAAAGGUGGUAUUGCCAGAUUUAUCAAUCAUUGUUGUGAUCCAUCGUGCACCGCCAAGAUCAUUAAAGUGGAUGGUAAAAAAAGGAUUGUAAUAUACGCCCUAAAAGAUAUUGCGGCCAACGAGGAAUUGACAUACAACUACAAAUUUGAAAAGGAAACUAACCCAGAAGAAAGAAUUCCUUGCCUUUGCGGAGCUCCAAACUGCAAGGGAUACUUAAACUGA
Brettanomyces nanus is the source of this 3207-nucleotide messenger RNA. RefSeq lists its product as uncharacterized. The transcript has a single exon. Lineage: Eukaryota; Fungi; Ascomycota; Pichiomycetes; Pichiales; Pichiaceae. The record is from RefSeq and is a predicted model, not a curated record. The coding region runs from base 1 to 3207 and encodes 1068 amino acids. Gene Ontology annotation, cellular component: Set1C/COMPASS complex. Gene Ontology annotation, molecular function: histone H3K4 methyltransferase activity; nucleic acid binding; protein binding.